Zygotorulaspora mrakii is the source of this 318-nucleotide messenger RNA. RefSeq names its product Tmh11p (gene TMH11). The coding region runs from base 1 to 318 and encodes 105 amino acids. Gene Ontology annotation, cellular component: membrane. The record is from RefSeq and is a predicted model, not a curated record. The transcript has a single exon. NCBI's taxonomy places the organism in Eukaryota, Fungi, Ascomycota, Saccharomycetes, Saccharomycetales, Saccharomycetaceae.
AUGGAUCAUUUGGCUUUCACGUUAGGUCUUUUAACCACUACUGGUGGUAUCAUGGGUUACGCCCGCAAGGGUUCCGUCCCAUCUUUGGCCGCAGGGUUAGUUUUUGGUGGAGUGUAUGGAUACAGCGGAUAUUUGCUCCACGAGAACAGGGACAAUGGCUUAGAAUUGGCCCUUGGAGCAUCGGCUCUUAUGCUAAUCACCGGUGUUAUUCGCGGUAUCCCCUCAAGAUUCAAGAAGCCUGUGCCAUUAGUGCUAACAGUGCUAGGUGCGGUUGGAUCGUCCUACUACUACAAAAAAUACAAGGAAUUUUACCCUUGA